This is a messenger RNA of Plasmodium vivax (malaria parasite P. vivax), 1441 nucleotides long. RefSeq names its product U3 small nucleolar ribonucleoprotein protein IMP3, putative. The transcript has a single exon. Bases 626 to 1177 code for a protein of 183 amino acids. The record is from RefSeq and is a predicted model, not a curated record. Gene Ontology annotation, cellular component: small-subunit processome; Mpp10 complex; small ribosomal subunit. NCBI's taxonomy places the organism in Eukaryota, Apicomplexa, Aconoidasida, Haemosporida, Plasmodiidae. Gene Ontology annotation, molecular function: snoRNA binding; rRNA binding; structural constituent of ribosome. Gene Ontology annotation, biological process: rRNA processing.
CCCUCCUUUUUACGAUAAGGUGACAAUUUUUAAUUAACAGUGUAUACUACGGUUAAGCGGCUUCAACAAAGGGGCAGCUGCUCACGAACGAGUCUCUCACGGAAGCGGCGUGGCCCAUUGGGGAUGAACAGCGCAUCGGAGAAGGGCACAAUAAUAAUAACCCUUUCUCAGCAAAUGUGAGAGGGGACUUCAAAAUUGAAGAGCAGCGUACUGUGUCAAUUUAUUGAGCAGGCAGGGGGGGUUCUCCCAACUGCAGUUUCGUUUCCCGCACGGUGAGAUACCCUCAUAAGAGUCAUCGCGGGUAAAGAAGCGGAAGUAAAGUUAGUAAUGCCUUGCGGCGCAUAUUGACUUGGCAAAUUUAACUUUUUUGCGAAAGGGCCGAGUUAUACGGAAGUAUCGCCUGACCUGUUCAGAAGCGCGUUGCAUUUCUGUGGCGAUAGAACAGUUUUUACAUCCCGGGGAAGGCAAACUAUACCUUGAGGGAAUAGCGGCCAUUUUUCCCCAACCGUUUUGCAUACCGCUCGAAUGUUGCUACACCUUUCGGGGUAAAAAAGCACCCAUAAAAGGAGAUAAAAGAAGGGCAUACAAACCGAGUAGCCAUUUCGCCAACCACCCCUCUUACCAAAUGCGUAAACUGAAGUACCACGAGCAGAAGCUGCUCAAAAAGGUGAACCUGUACGACUGGAAAAGGACCCGAAAUGUGCGCGAGGUGAAAGUUUUAAGGAAAUACGUAGUGCAGGAUAGGGAGGACUACACCAAGUACAAUAAAAUCUGUGGCUACAUAACCAAGUUAGUUUCCAAAUUGAGACUUUUGCCAGACAAUGAUGAGUUUAGAAUUAAAAUGACAGGUGAGUUGCUGGACAAGCUGUACGAGAUGGGGGUAAUAAAUUGCAAGUCCAGUCUAGCUGAGUGUGAAAAGAUCUCCGUUUCUUCUUUCUGUAGAAGGAGACUAGCCGUAAUUUUGUUCAGGCAAAAAUUUGUUCAAACGAUACAGCUAGCCAUUACGUACAUCCAACACGGAAAUGUUCGGGUUGGAAAUAACGUAAUUAACAACCCUGCUUUUCAUAUUAAUAGAAAUUUGGAAGACCACAUUAAGUGGGCCGAUGGAUCAAAAAUCGUAAAGCACAUACAGAGGCAUCAGAACAAUCGGGAUGACUACGAGCUACUGGGCAAUUGACAGGAAAAAUGGAGGGGAGGGCCCCAAGCGGUUGCCCUUUCACUCUUUCGAAGAGAAGUGUAUCAAAAUUUUUCUUUUUUUUUGUGAUGUUCUUGUGGCGUGUUAUAAAAUGAGUGUACCCCUUAUGGUGGUUACUUAUCAUUUGGAACUUUCCGCAUCCUUUCGACACCGCCAUAUUUGUUUUCCCCUUUUUUAACCCCACCUGUUUGUAACCCAACUUACGCUUUUCCCACACGCCGUUUGGUUAAGAUGUUUUUUAGAAAG